AUGGGGUCCCUCCUGCACUACUCCCCUGAUCUCCAUCCCAACCUACAGCCCAGUCUGGUGGAGCCUGGUACAGGUGGGUCUAAACAAGGCUGCUGGUCUGAGGAUCGUAGCGACACAGAGCUGGUGGAGCCUGGUACAGGUGGGUCUAAACAAGGCCGCUGGUCUGAGGAUCGUAGCGACACAGAGCUGGUGGAGCCUGGUACAGGCGGGUCUAAACAAGGCUGCUGGUCUGAGGAUCGUAGCGACACAGAGCUGGUGGAGCCUGGUACCGGUGGGUCUAAACAAGACUGCUGGUCUGAGGAUCGUAGCGACACAGAGCUGGUGGAGCCUGGUACAGGUGGGUCUAAACAAGGCCGCUGGUCUGAGGAUCGUAGCGACACAGAGCUGGUGGAGCCUGGUACAGGUGGGUCUAAACAAGGCUGCUGGUCUGAGGAUCGUAGCGACACAGAGCUGGUGGAGCCUGGUACAGGUGGGUCUAAACAAGGCUGCUGGUCUGAGGAUCGUAGCGACACAGAGCUGGUGGAGCCUGGUACAGGUGGGUCUAAACAAGGCUGCUGGUCUGAGGAUCGUAGCGACACAGAGCUGGUGGAGCCUGGUACCGGUGGGUCUAAACAAGGCUGCUGGUCUGAGGAUUGUAGCGGCACGGUGUGGUACCAGGUGGAGCGCAGGGAGGGACGCUGUGGAAACACUCUGGAGUUUAGCUGUGGGGGCACACAGUGUCCAGUGGGACAGGACUGUAUCAGUGUUGGUGGAACACUUCGCUGUGCAGACCCCUGCCAGAACUACACCGCACUGAAUGACGACUGGCGUUCCACCACCAACAACAACCAGGUUAAUGGGGGCUUACACUGCGACCAGAGCAUCAACUUUCAGGGCUGGUAUCGCCUGUUCCUGGGGCACACCAGCGUUCAGAUGCCAGAGAGGUGUGUGGAGAUUAACAUGUGUGGAACCCACGCCCCCCUGUGGCUCACAGAGCCCCAUCCCCAGCUGUCAGACAGGGUGGUUCAGAGGGGCGUCUGUGGGAGCUGGUCUGGUAACUGCUGCUCGUUUAAACAACCUCCCAUCCAUGUCAAAGCCUGCUAUGGAAACUACUAUGUCUACAAGUUGGUUCCUGCAAUAAACUGCCACUUGGCCUACUGUGCAGACGUCAACACCAAGGUGUGUUCUACCUGUAGAGAUGAUGACACCUGUAGGAGUGAGGAUAAGAUCACCUGGAGGUGUGAGAGGAAAGCCCCUACACCUACACCUACACCACCUCGGAUAACUGUUACCACCACCAAUCCUCCUAUCAUGGCCCCAGAGGUGGUGUGUGGGCAGAGCAUGAUACAGGUGGGUCUAAACAGGGCUAACCUGAGGGCCGCUGGUCUGAACGCUUCCACAGCUCACCUGGCCGACUCUAGGUGCUCCGCCCACGAGGAUCGUAACGGCACGGUGUGGUACCAGGUGGAGCGCAGGGAGGGACGCUGUGGGAACACUCUGGAGACUAACACCACCCAUGCUGUCUACUCCAACAGCUUAUUCGUUUAUCCAGUAGAUGGGAGGAAUGACUCUCUCUCCCGACCCGUGAGCUUUCCUCUCUCCUGUGUCUAUCCUCUGGGGACAGAGAGCAGUCUGAAUGUGGCCAUCAGACCCUACCUACUGAAUAGUCGUGGAGCUGUUGGAGUCGGUGCCAAGGCCAGAGCCUCCAUGUUUCUGUAUCGUAACUCAAACUACACAGAGUCUUACCCAGCUGGUGAAGUCCUCCUGCCGAUUGGUUCCACUCUGCGCGUGGGCGUGUCCGUAGAGGAGUCCGGGAUGGAGCGUUUUGUUGUUGUUCUAAGGGACUGCUAUGCCAACCAAUCCCCCAACCCUGAUAAUCUCCCGCGGACCUACAUGAUUCAGGACAGGUGUCCUACAAAUCGUACCCAGGUGACCGUGGAGGAAAGCGGCUCGUCCCUCAGGGCUCGCUUCUCUGCUGCGUUGCAGGUGGACUACCGUUACUUCUUCCUGCACUGCAGCCUCAGCCUGUGUGACCAGAGGAGCUCCUCCUGCACUCCAGUGUGCUCUGGAAGGAAAUCUCGCUCUGUGUCUGAUACUGUCCUCCUCAAGCCCAUAGCCAUCGGGCCAAUCAGCUGGGCCCAGAGUCUGGAGUGAGCCUUGGUACCCCCAGCAUAUGAAGGAUGGCAGGGACCCAGAGUCUGGAGUGAGCCUUGGGACCCCCAGCAUAUGAAGGAUGGGGUCCCUCCUGCACUACUCCCCUGAUCUCCAUCCCAACCUACAGCCCAGUGUAACUUUCAAGGGCACAGAAAUACUCGUUUAGAUUCUAAGUAAUGAAUUGAUGCACUACAGUGUGAUUUCAUUGUACUGUGUAUGUUGUAUACACAUAGACUUGCAUUGUUUUAGGACUGAUCAUUUCCUCACAUCAUUGUGUAAGUUCCAACCAAACCUGAGUUGCUGUGUUUGUAAGUUCCAACCAAACCUGAGUUCUGUGUGUGUAUGCUGUGAUUUGAUGAUGUCAAUAAAUAACUCUGUAU
This is a messenger RNA of Salvelinus namaycush (lake trout), 2513 nucleotides long. RefSeq names its product pancreatic secretory granule membrane major glycoprotein GP2-like. Gene Ontology annotation, cellular component: cell surface; apical plasma membrane. Bases 1 to 2133 code for a protein of 710 amino acids. The transcript is spliced from 10 exons. NCBI's taxonomy places the organism in Eukaryota, Metazoa, Chordata, Actinopteri, Salmoniformes, Salmonidae. Gene Ontology annotation, biological process: neutrophil migration. The record is from RefSeq and is a predicted model, not a curated record.